GUCAUCUCCGUCAAUGUCUUGAGCUGCAGUAUUGAAUUUUAUUUGAUUUAUUUGUGCCGACCCAUCUUCUAUUGAAUCUUUAUUUUCAAAUUUUGGAUUAGGACUGUCUGUGUUUUUUGACUGAAUGAGUAUAUCAAAGUGGUUAGCAUGCGCUCUGCUUUUAGUAUGCGUGAGCGUACGACAAUCGAUUGCAGCACCCGCGCUACAAGAAGAACAGUAUCCCCCUAUGCCGUACGAAUACAAAUACGACGUUGAAGAUCCUGAGAAGACAUUGUACUUCGGCGCGAACGAAGUCGGUGACGCUGAAGGCAAAGUCGUUGGGGGGUAUCGAGUGCUUCUUCCUGACGGUAGACUCAUGACGGUCGAGUACACAGUACAAGGCGACAGUGGCUUUGUACCCAAAAUCAGUUUCGAUAGUAACGCUAACCCCUUCGGUCAAGGAAAGUAAAGUUUCAGCAAGAUGUUUUUCGGCUUGUUUGUGUGUUUUGUUUCCGAAUUACGAAAAUAGCAGAAAAUAACUAUUUUCAAACGUUUUUUUUUCCGAGUCAUUUACUUAACUAACAAUUUUGCAACUUAACUUCGUUUCAGGCAUAAUGUCAGUGAUAGUGUUUUUCUCGUUUAUUAAAAUUAUUAGUCUAGAGCGUUUUAAUUUUGUGGUCUCUGUUUAUUAAACAAGUAAAACGGCCAAUCUAAAACCACACCAAAUUAAUCGCGAGAUUCAAUCAUUUUUUACUCUUCGAGUUAUUUCACUUUCAUUUAUUAUUAUUUUUCAUUUCAUUGCCCAUUACGAAUUGAUAAAUGAUCUAUUAAUAAGGGUUUUAUAAAAAAAAUAGCUGCGUAAGUCUAGUCCAUCAUUUCAAUCGAAAAUAAUGUAAUGCAUAUUGUUUUGUGUAAAAGGCCAACGAUCUCAGUUCAGGGUUUUAAAACAAUUGGUUUUACGAAAUAUGUUACCAAAUUUGCGAUUAAUUUAGAUCUUUUUAAUUACUUCUCAUAAGGCUUGCGAAUAUUCUCAGGUCUAAAGGUCAUUUGGAAUUAAUUAAGUAAUGCAAACACAUUAUAUACAAUUUUACUAUUACUAUUAGCAUUAGUUACUCAUCCCUGUAUACUAACAGCGUUAUUUUGAUAAACGAUUUUUAUAUUA
Molecule: messenger RNA, 1141 nt
Organism: Bombyx mori (domestic silkworm)
Lineage: Eukaryota; Metazoa; Arthropoda; Insecta; Lepidoptera; Bombycidae
Gene: CPH5
Exons: 3
Coding region: 125-448 (107 amino acids)
Cellular component (GO): extracellular matrix
Source: RefSeq, a predicted model, not a curated record